CAAAUAUAUCCUUUUUCCAUGGGACAGAGAAUUGGGCAGAGCAGGACUGAGGAGCAACUGAAUCUACACGGCAGCCUCACUCUCAGUAACUGGACUGUGUGGGUACUCUGUGCCAGACAUGCGUGGCUUCAGACUCAUCAUGAUACCAGCUUGUCUUCUUUGCUACUUCCUGCUGCACUCUGUGGAUGCCAUUUCAUACAGAAAGCAGACAAACGCCUCAGCACCUCUUGUCUCAGCCUUGGGAUCCCAACCACCCUCCUCAUACCCCUUUUCCUGCCAGGCCCUGCUCCCGAAGUCCCUACCUGGCUUCACCCACAUGGCCCUUCUACCCAAGUUCCUGGUAGGCCUGGCUCUAAGGAAUGCCCUGGAGGAAGCUGGCUGCCAGGCUGAUUUAAGGACCUUGGAGCUUCAGCUCUACCGCUGGGGUGGUCUGAAGGCUACACAGCUCCUCAUCCGCCACCUUCAAGGGCUCCAGAAAGGAGGAAGCACAGACAGCAGUGUGUCGUUAGAAGCCCUGGCCUCUGCGCUGCGGCUGUUAGCCAAGGAGCACUGGAAGAGGGUCCGGCGCUCCCCCCACACCAAGGACUGUGAGAAUACGAGGGAGGAGAGCGUCCACAAUGUCAUCCGGCUGUUGCCAGGAGUGGGAACCUAUUACAGUAUGGGCACGGCUUUGUAUUAUGCAAUUCAGAAUUGCUUGGAUAAGGCCAAGGAACGAGGUAAAGAUGGUGUCAUAGAUCUGGGUUAUGACCUUCUGAUAUACAUGGCUGGAAUGUCAGGGGGGCCCAUGGGCGUAGCGGUCAGCGCUUCGCUUAAACCAGCAUUGAAGGCGGGGAUAGAGCGCUUGAUCCAGUAUUACUAUGAAGAGAAAGCGGCAGGCACACUUCAGCCAGCAACCAGCAGGGCAGAGCUGUGGACCACCUCCUCUGUGAGUGAUUCGGAGGAAACAGUGACCACAGCUCCUCUCACAUCCCAAGAAGCAAGUCCAGCUCCCUACUGGGAGUGGGCCUUAUUCAACAGCCAUGGGCAUGUUGCAGUGUGAAGGUGGUAACCAGAGAAUGAAUAAAUCAGACAUUCUGAUGUGCUGUAUAGAAUUGGUGUAUGCUCAAGAUACAGAUUUCAGGGAUGGGGUGGAAUCCAAAUCUCUGAUUUGUUAUCCAGAAAGAAGGCACUGCUGUAAAAUGUAUGAAUUUCAAAGUCUGGGCUAUGGGAUGAGAAGAUUUGGCUUGGAAUCCAGUCUCUACUUGUUAGAAACUAAGUCAUCACUGACAAGUCACUUCUUUCUUGAAGCUCAAUUUUUAAAUAUCUAAACGGGGAGAUGAUUCUUGAGCUGAUCAGGUUGUUGUGAUAAUUAAAAACAGUAUUAUAAACUGGGUUGGUGGCGCACACCUGUAAUCCCAGCCCUCGGGAGGCUGAGGCAGGAGGAUCGCUUUGAGUUCGAGACC
Messenger RNA from Fukomys damarensis (Damara mole-rat), 1442 nucleotides. RefSeq names its product apolipoprotein F (gene Apof). Lineage: Eukaryota; Metazoa; Chordata; Mammalia; Rodentia; Bathyergidae. The coding region runs from base 119 to 1039 and encodes 306 amino acids. The transcript has 2 exons. Gene Ontology annotation, biological process: cholesterol metabolic process. The record is from RefSeq and is a predicted model, not a curated record.